Engraulis encrasicolus (European anchovy) is the source of this 2378-nucleotide messenger RNA. RefSeq names its product sorting nexin 7 (gene snx7). Gene Ontology annotation, cellular component: early endosome; phagophore assembly site. NCBI's taxonomy places the organism in Eukaryota, Metazoa, Chordata, Actinopteri, Clupeiformes, Engraulidae. Gene Ontology annotation, biological process: reticulophagy; protein transport; endocytic recycling. Bases 99 to 1520 code for a protein of 473 amino acids. Gene Ontology annotation, molecular function: phosphatidylinositol binding. The record is from RefSeq and is a predicted model, not a curated record. The transcript is spliced from 11 exons.
GCGUCCAUUCCAGCCUCUGAAAAGUUGGGAAUUUUUGCAAUUUCUCCUCUGAAGUUCAUGAGCUGAGCUGAGAGCGCUGGAAAAAUAAAGCGACAAACAUGAGUGGGAAUGUCGCCGAUUCAGCGAUUUCCCCGACUUCCCCUGCGCAAACAAUCCCUGCAGAUCUUUCAGGACAAAUGUUAGAGCUUGACGAGGACGAUGACUUGGAAGUUUUCAGCAAGGACACCAGCAUCACAGACGGGGGAUCUUUCAAUGCGUCCAUGCCGACGUCUCCUGGUUCCAUGAUCAACCAGUACAAGUUUGACGAGGAGGAUGAGCAAGAGGACCCAGGUGCCAAAGACAUCUUCAUCACCGUGGACAACCCAGAGAGCCAUGUUACAACCAUCGAGACCUUCAUCACCUAUAGGGUUCUCACCAAGACCACUCGCAGUGAGUUUGACUCGUCGGAGUAUGAGGUACGCCGCCGCUACCAGGACUUCCUGUGGCUGAAAGGCCGUCUGGAGGAAGCCAACCCCACUCUCAUCGUACACCCUUUACCGGAGAAGUUUGUCAUGAAGGGCAUGGUGGAGCGCUUCAACGAUGACUUCAUCGAGACGCGCCGAAGGGCUCUCCACCGCUUCCUCAACCGCGUCUCCGAGCACCCCAUCCUCUCCUGCAACGAGGACUUCAAGAUCUUCCUCACCGCACAGGCCUGGGAGCUGACGUCCCAUAAGAAGCAGGGCCCGGGCUUCCUGAGUCGCAUGGGGGACACGGUGCGAGCAGUGGCGGCCUCGGUGCGGGGCGUCAAGAGUCGGCCGGAGGAGUUCAACUCAAUGCAGGAGUACGUGGAGGCCUUCAGCCAGAAGAUGACCUCACUAGACCGCAUCACCCAGAGGAUAGUCAAGGAGGAGAGAGAGUACCUGGAGGAGUUGAAGGAGUAUGCCCCCACCUACACGCUGUGGUCAGGCUCGGAGGAGGAGCUGGCCGAGCCUCUGAAGGGCGUGGCCUCCUGCGUAGACAGGUGUUUCCAGGAGACGGAGGAGCAAGUCAGGCAGUUCUCAGACACCCUGGCUCCUGCCCUGCACGAGUAUGUGCUGUCUGCAGAGACCCUAAAGGCUGUGCUCAGGAGGCGAGACUUCAUCCAGGCAGAGCUGGAAGCCAAGAACGAGGCCCUGGCCGCCAAGAGGGCUGACAGAGAUGCGGAUCCCAGGGAGCGGGGCGUGGUGUGGCAGAGCCUGCUGGGUAAAGACCCCGAGGAGGCGCGCCAGCAGAGACAGCAGAGGCUGACCGGGGAGAUCCACGAGCUGAAGGAGGAGAUUGAUAAGCUGGAGGACCGCAUGGAGUGGGCCAACAACGCUCUGAAGGGAGACUGGAGCCGCUGGCAGAGGAGCAUGAGGACUGACCUCAAGGAGGUCUUCAUCACCACCGCACAGAAGAACGUAGACCACUAUGAGAAGUGCCUCGCUGUGUGGGAGUCCUUCCUUCUGUCUAUGAGGUCUGAAGUGGGAGACAUCAACCAGCCAUCAUCAGAUGACUCCUAACCUCCCUCCCACCUCCUUACCUACCUGGGCGUCUCCAUCGUCGGAUGACUCCUAACCUCCCCACCACUUCCUCAACUACCUGGGCAUCUCCUCCCUCGGAUGACUCCCUCCCCACCUCCUUACCUGGGUGUCUACAUCUGUGACACCUGCACACCACCAAAGAAGUCCCCAGCAACAGCCAAUUUCCUGCCACAUCUCUCCCUGGUUUUAACCCAUCCCCCACCCACUCCGUGCCUUGUGAGAUUACACUACAUUUGUCUUGCGUAUGUUUUUGUCCACUUAUUUCCCUCUCGUUAUUUUAUUAAUAUUCCACAAGCUCGUCACAGACAAUAACAAAACCCGUGGAGAAGGUACACCCUGCUGUGUGUGCGCUGUACCUCUGGGGUAAGCUCCAGCACGCACGGUGCCCUGGGGAGUUAGCCUGAAGGACUAGCCAGAAAAACAAACAGGAAGAGAGGUCUGUGCUGAAUCCAUGACAACCUCCCUCUGUGUUGCAAUACGGGAGAGAUAACGGGACUUGGUUCUGCCUUGUUUUUUAAAACUGUCUGUGUGUGUGUGAAUGCGUGUGUGUCUGUCGUUGUGUGUGUUUGUGUGUUUGUGUGUGUCAGUGUGUGUGUGCGCAGGCUUUGCUUGAUUGAGUGUGUGUGUGUGCGUGUGUGUGCGGAUUUUGAUACCUGAUUCUUGACACGACCAUGGUAAAUCUUUUAUACACAUUGUCUUCUUUACCUCUUACUUGAUGAAAAUGCCAAAUGAAAUAAUGAGACACAGUAUAUUGGAUUGGGUUUUUAAAAUGAUAACGGUGUAAUAAAGAUUAACAUAAUGUGAUAACAAAAUAAAGUGAUACUAAUUGUAAAGAGA